AUGAUUCGGAUUCUUAAAUGGGAUGCGUCUCUUGCCACCUCUGCUCAAAAGUAUACCAAUAACUGCCCAAAUGUCACCUCUGGAACAGAUGGAGUUGGAGAGAACAUGUACUGGUCAUGGUCCUCUCAAGCCCCAUCAACCAAUCUUGAUAGCUUCGGAGUCGCAGCAUCGAACUCAUGGGAGGAGAAUUUCCAAGACUACGGGUGGACCUCGAUUCUUUUGGAUGAAGUUACUUUUAACUCUGGAAUCGGAUCCGCUACGCAGAUGGCUUGGGCUGAGACUAAUCUGGUCGGAUGUGGUGGUAAGAACUGCGGAAAGGAUUCGACAAAGAACAACAUGUACAAAGUACAGGUGGUUUGCCAGUACAAGGAGCGAGGAAACUCCAUUGGCUCUAAUAUCUACAAACAAGGAGAACCUUGCUCAGCAUGUACUUCCGGAUCAUGCGAUACAUCUUCCGGAUUGUGCGCCUAA
Molecule: messenger RNA, 471 nt
Organism: Caenorhabditis briggsae
Lineage: Eukaryota; Metazoa; Nematoda; Chromadorea; Rhabditida; Rhabditidae
Exons: 4
Coding region: 1-471 (156 amino acids)
Source: RefSeq, a predicted model, not a curated record